GCAGUUGCGAGAUUGCAGUUCGGCAGACCAGCAUUGCAGCAGGCACUGAGCCGGAUGAAGACGGUCAAGGUGUUUGCUCGGGCUGACGGACAGCAGAUGGUUCAGCUGCGACCAGCUGCUGAGGUCCUUGGCAAGGAAGGCGCCGGCAGAGCUUCAUCAGCACAGGAGACCAAGGAAUCGGAGAAGUCAAAGUCAGACAAGCUUGCAGCCAAAGCUCAGCUUCCCUGCAUCAACUUGACAGCGGCUGGUGUGACGCGAGAUCCGACAGGUUUGGCCUUGAGCCGAUCCGGGCACGUUCACGGCCCGGCCAGUCAGCGAGAGGCCGAAAUGGAGGGGCCACGGAGGGACUACUUCUUCAGCACCACCGACGAGCCCCAUGUGACCAGAAGGGCGGAGAUUCUGAAGCAGCAUCCUGAGAUCAAAAGUCUGAUGGGGCCCGAGUGGCGAACGAAGUAUAUUGUGGCAGCAACCGCCAAGCCUCCGUCACAGCUCACUCGUCAAGCAGGAUCCGAAGAGAUCGCAGUGGCCACGGACAGCGCGACUUCACCGCUGCUGGCUCCACUCAAAGUUGCAAGUCUUGGCAUGGGCCUGCUGAAGCCCAUUUUCGCCGCUGAAGCUAAACUUCAGGCUCUGGGCUAUGACGAGGAAGAGAUCCGAGCCAAGAUCUCGGAGGAUGUGAAGUCUGCCCCGGUCGUGGUCUACACCUACGGCCUCUCACCCUUCUGCACAGAAGCAACUAAGCUCCUGGAUUCACUGGGGGCUCAGUACAAAGAAAUCCAACUGGCACCCGAAUGGUUCCUCAUGCUGGGAGAGAGUGCAGCCAAACGUGCAGAGCUGGGUGCCAUGUAUGGAAGAACGAGCAUGCCACACAUCUUCAUCGGCGGCGAGAGUAUUGGCGGCCUGAUGGAAGGACCUGGGCUGGUUCCACUUUACGAGUCGGGUGAGCUCACGGCCAAGUUGCAAGCUGCUGGUGCUCUUCCGAGCGAGGAUGCAAUUUCGUCGUUCUUUGGAUCUCUCCGAUGA
Molecule: messenger RNA, 1023 nt
Organism: Symbiodinium necroappetens
Lineage: Eukaryota; Dinophyceae; Suessiales; Symbiodiniaceae
Source: the annotation of a GenBank genome assembly